Gallus gallus (chicken) is the source of this 5161-nucleotide messenger RNA. RefSeq names its product cholinergic receptor muscarinic 5 (gene CHRM5). The coding region runs from base 3575 to 5161 and encodes 528 amino acids. Gene Ontology annotation, cellular component: plasma membrane; synapse; dendrite. The transcript has 2 exons. Gene Ontology annotation, molecular function: G protein-coupled serotonin receptor activity; G protein-coupled acetylcholine receptor activity. The record is from RefSeq and is a predicted model, not a curated record. NCBI's taxonomy places the organism in Eukaryota, Metazoa, Chordata, Aves, Galliformes, Phasianidae. Gene Ontology annotation, biological process: gastric acid secretion; chemical synaptic transmission; G protein-coupled receptor signaling pathway, coupled to cyclic nucleotide second messenger.
GGCGACAGCGGGAAAUGGCGGCGCCGCGCGGCAGCGGCCCCGUCUGCUACCCAAGCCUCUUCAGUGCGCUCGGCCGGGCCUGCCCCAAAACUGCGUUUUAAUGUUAAGAAAAUAAUGAUGUUAAAGCUGCCUGAAGUUAGUUUCUGCACCAUGUGAGGGGGAAAAAAAAGGUACCAAGCCCUGGCGGAUACCUACUUGCACGCAAGCCCGUGCAAAGUAAAGUUUGUCAGGUGUUCCUGCAUGCUCCCGAAGUGCACGAGCAGGGACUGCUUAGUCCCUCGGAGCGAGGCUGCUUGCUCUGCUGUGCCUGAGCUAGAGGGAGGUUCACCGAUCUCCCACCCCACGCUUACUCCAUUGGUUUUCCUGUGCAAGCUGUCAUUUGGAGGUACACGUUAAAAUCUCUCUCUGUUUUCAUGGGAUUUUUAAACCCAGUAAUCCUCACAGCACAGUGCUGCCAGAACGUCCACUGUGAAAUCAUGGGUUGUAUAUCUCCACACUACCACUGCCCAUGGUAAAGGCUGCUGCGAGGCCUUAAUGCACUGCAGACCAGUAAAAUUAGUAUGGCUCUGGUACCGCAUGCAAGCGAAUAAAUCUAGAAGGGGGAGCAUCAGCAGCAAGCAUGUGACGGAGACGCUGGAGCGAUUCCAUGUGCAACCAACACCAACCUGGCAAGCCCAGCACUGAGCUAGAGCUAAUAAACCCCAUCAAACCCAAGCUGUGACUGCAUCUGCGGCACAAUUCAUCUGUGACACGAACAAUCUGCCUGCAGAUAGCUGUGAGCUGACUAUAUGUACAGACUUAACAGCUCGCAGUAAUUAGUACUUACAGCUCAAAAAAAAAAAAAAUCAGCAAUAUUUGGCAACAAAUAGCAAAUAUCAUUACAACUCACAAGUGUGAAGUUCAUGCGUCAAUAAUUUUGAGGCAGAUAGCAAAGUCAUGGUAUUGUACAUGUGCAUUUUGAUUUUGUAAUUUAAUUUUGAUCUCCCUAUUAUUAUAAUCUGUUGUGAUAGACAAUUAACAUAAAUUAUGUUACCAUAGCACACUGAAGUCUCAUUCAUAGACACCGUUGCUCCGAGUUAUAGAAAAACAGAGAACAAAAGGCAACACCACAAUGUGUUAACAGGCAACUAUGAGGCACAAGAGGAUACAGUAUGAGAAGCUGAUCCAAAUGGUCAAAAUGUCAGGAGAUCUUUGCACCAGCACUGCUUAGAUACUGUCAGUUUUCAUAGGCAUCAGCAAAACAGUCCAUUAGGGAGAAAACAUGAUGAUAGUGAGAGUGAUUUACUUGGUGAUAAUGGCUAAGUUUGUGUCAUUGAUAACAUGGAACUCACACCAAGCAUGAAGAACAGCACUGGAGAAAGCAAAAUGUAUUCGAAAAAGAUAGUAGGUGAAUAUAAGAGUGCUGGUGUAAGAUUGGUACAUAAGAAAAAUAGGAAUGGAAGGAAAAGUGUGAAAAGCCUUCAAAAAGAAAAGAAGUAGCUAAGUUUUCAUAUAACUGCAGAGAGGACCACUGUGAAGAGAUGAGCUGUUUGCAGCAACCCAAAAUGAUACAUUUAGGGGUCUCUGUGAGGACACUUACCCUCACAACACACUUCUGUCUUUCGUUUAUAUAUUAAGUACUAUGUAUCUAACAUAUCAUCUGUGUUUGCCCUACGGAAGUCAUUUCAAUCCAAGAGCAGUUGUGUUAGGGCAACAAUUCCUGUUUCUCCUUUUGCUCUGUGGUCUGCAGUCUACAUGGGGUAGCUUCAGAAGUCUUUCCUCCUAAUAGAGAGGGUAAGAGACUGUAGAGAGGAGCACACUUGCUCACUUGCUACCUAUGACAAAAAAAAAAAAAGUACUACAAUUUCUACUUUCCACUAUUCUGAGAAAGGUGUCAUCUUCUAGAAAAAGGAGAGGAAAAAAAAAAGAUUAAAAAGAAAGACAGAAAAAUCAAUCUCCUGUAAUCUUCCUGACCUGCUGCAGAACCCCAGCGUGAGGCAUGAUUAGUGGGCAUGGUGGGGAUAGGUUGGGGUUGGACAAUCUUGGAGAUCUUUUCCAACCUCAAUAAUUCUAUGAUUCUGUGAUGCUAACAUAGAUGGCAGCCAGUUAAUAGAGGUUUAUUCACGUGCCCAAUUGACAUUCAUACUUGAUGCCUUUUUAAGACUGUCUCAAGGCUUUUCUGAAAUCUUCUCACUUGCCAAACAGCUACAAGCACUGGCAAUGUUUCAGUUAUGUUAGUUGUUGGGCACAGAGCACGUCCCCUUUCUAGGAGCUCAGGUGACUAAGUUAGAGCUUAGCUGGCUGAGGUCAGCUCCCCUGCUAAUAAGAGCUGUUAAGAAGAAAGCUAGAAGUGAGGGCCUCCAUCUCCUUUCCCUUGCAGAUUUCUGCAGACUCUAGAACCAGGAUGAAAAUUCUUCCCUCACUUAGGGCUCGUUAGGACUGCUGUGUCGCUUCUGCUAUUCUUGGCUGCUAGGCUGGCUCCUGAGGCCAGAGAAGCUAAGCAUACAGAUGGUCCACAUGCAUAUGUUAUAAUUACUAUGGUUAUUGCUAGGCUACAAGGCCUAUACGUGAACUAAAAUCCUGUUGAGCUAGGCUCAGUAUGCAUUUGCAUUAACAGAAUACAGACUUAUGGGCAUCUAAAUAUAAGACAGGAGAUGACAGAGAGACAAACACAGAUGGAGAAGCAUCACUUUGCUUAGUGUUACAGCCAGUGGUCUCAGUACACCAGCAAGCUUACUGUUAUCAAAUCUCACCACAAGAGGUGAUCAUUACAGAGUGUUUGAAGAAGAAAUAUGGUAUACCUUUGUGGAUACUUAGAAGGCACUGGAUAUCAAAAGUGAAGGAAAAAAUAAAAAAUAAAAUAAAAUAUAAAGUAAAAAGACAGUGGAAAAUAUUGAGAUUAUUUUCUGAAAAUUCAGCAAGUGGCUAUAAAACGUUAAUAUAUUCAGCUGAUAUUCAUCUAUUCAGGAGCAUGCUACUUGGCACUAGAAUAGAUGACAAUGUGUGAAAAGUACAGGCUGGAAAGCUUGCAGUUAAUGUAAGACAUUUGCAAAGACCAAAGAAAACAAUGUUCCAAGAGCUAGGAUGAAAGAGGAGUGGUAUGAAUGGAUAGGAAGGACUACAAAAUAGAGAUCUUGUAGAGAGAGAAUCCUGAAGACUUAAGCUGGACUUUAAUAGAUGACCUAUAUGAUAAUUUUAGCUGAACCCAUAUCAGUUACAAAAGAAAAAAAAAAGAUCAUCUUACCUAUUUCUUUACUGACUAAAUGGCUGAUAAAUUUAAACAUCCUCUUCUAUUUCUGACUUAAAAACCCAACAACUAUUUGAUUAUUCCAAAAUUACACAGCCUAGAAAGAUUAAGCAUGAAACAAAUGAUUAACAUCAUCAGAUGUGAUGGAAUAAUUAAAAACCAGCAGAGAUCUGUGAAAGAAGCUGAUUGCUGGAUUCAGGCAUGCACGCUCAGAGACAAGAAAGCAGCAGUGAAAAGUUACACCACAUUAGAGAGACUAUAGGAAGUUGUCUCCAAAACACAUUUUCAAAUACAGAAAGCAAUAUGAAAGAGUGCUACGAUUCUGAUGACAACUGAUCAAGAAAAAGAAUGGAAGUAAAUCUAUUCAGCAAUUCUACUGUUACAAACAGUUCGUCCAUCAACCAUAAGCAGCUAGAAGGGCAUAGCCUCUGGGAAGUUAUUACUAUUGCCACUGUCACUGCCAUUGUAAGCUUAAUAACCAUAGUGGGCAAUGUUCUUGUAAUGAUAUCCUUCAAGGUUAACAGUCAGCUCAAAACUGUUAACAAUUAUUACUUGCUCAGUCUUGCCUGUGCAGACCUCAUCAUUGGAAUAUUUUCUAUGAACCUCUAUACCUCUUAUAUACUCAUAGGCCAUUGGUCUCUUGGAAGCCUGGCUUGUGACCUGUGGCUAGCACUGGAUUAUGUAGCUAGCAAUGCCUCAGUCAUGAACCUCUUAGUCAUCAGCUUUGACAGAUAUUUUUCCAUCACAAGGCCUUUGACAUACAGGGCUAAACGCACACCCAAAAGAGCUGGCAUCAUGAUUGGCCUGGCUUGGCUAAUCUCCUUCAUUCUAUGGGCACCUGUAAUACUAUGCUGGCAGUAUUUUGUGGGUGAACGAACAGUACCCCCUGAGGAAUGCCAGAUACAGUUUUUAUACGAGCCUAUUAUCACCUUUGGUACUGCAAUUGCUGCUUUUUACAUUCCAGUGUCAGUGAUGACCAUUUUAUAUUGCCGCAUCUAUAAAGAGACUGAGAAACGUACCAAGGACCUCGCUGAACUUCAGGGCUCUGAGUCUGUGGCCGAAUUUGAGACGAUAAAGCCUCGGAAAGCCUUCCUGAAGUCUUGCUUCAGUUGUAAGCAACAAAACUUAGUCAAAAGGGAGAGAUGUCAGGCUUCCUGGUCUUCAUCCAGUCGAAGUACAUCAGCUACAGUGAAGGCAUCCCAGGCAGCGAGCACGUGCACUGAGUGGGCUAAGGCUGACCAACUGACCACCUGCAGCAGCUAUGCAUCAUCAGAAGAAGAGGACAAACUUGCCACUGAUCCUGUUUUUCAGGUAGCUUACAGGAGCCCAUCUAAAGGUAAGGAAGAAGAGUUUAAUGAAAGGGAAAGUCAGGAUAUUGUUGUCAAAGAGCAACCUGAAGAAAAUGAUUUUGAGACCCAGCAAUACUUUUUAUCACCUGCCAUCGGCCAAAAAAGUAAAAAAUGUGUGGCCUACAAAUUCCGCUUGGUGGUUAAGGCUGAUGGCACUCAGGAAGCCAACAAUGGUUGCCGUAAGGUAAAAAUAACUCCUUGUUCUGCUGCUCUGUCGAAGGAUCCUUCCAUCAAAAGCAUGGAUCCAAAUAUAAAUAACCAAAUCACCAAAAGGAAAAGGAUGGUUCUUAUAAAAGAACGUAAAGCAGCACAGACUUUAAGUGCCAUUCUUUUGGCUUUUAUCAUCACAUGGACUCCCUACAAUAUAAUGGUUUUGAUCUCCACAUUCUGCUCUGACUGCAUUCCCCUGACAUGGUGGCACCUUGGAUAUUGGCUAUGCUAUGUGAACAGCACUGUUAACCCCAUGUGCUAUGCUCUCUGUAACAAAACUUUCAGGAAAACUUUUAAGAUGCUGCUUUUCUGCCAGUGGAAAAAGAAAAAAGUGGAAGAGAAACUAUACUGGCAGGGCAACACUCGAAUGCCAUAA